CUUGAAAACAGAUUUAAUUUUAUACUUGAUUUGGAAAAUAUUAAGAGCAGACCAUAUAUUAUUGCUUCAAUAUCACACCCAAAGUUUAAGCUUUCAUGGAUACCUGUUAGAUAUUUAACUGCAUGUAAAAAUAUUUUUUUAUCUGAAUGUAAUUUUAUGAAGUCAGUAAUUAAUUCAGAUUCUAAAGAAAAUGAAAAAGACUCUGCUGAUAGUGAUGAAGAAUUUUAUGGUAUUUUAAAACAAAGUAAAUAUUCACUAGAUAAUACGGCUGCUGAAAGUAUUCAAUUAAAUAAUGAUGAUAGUAAUGAUGCAACUGUACAAGCACUAUCUUAUUUGGAUUCAAAAGACAAAAACCUAGACAUGUUAAACAUAUUUCCAAUUGUAAAAAAAGUUUUUUUUAAAUAUAAUACCACUCUCCCGUCUUCAGCACCAGUGGAAAGACUUUUUAGUAGUGGAUCCCAAAUUUUAACACCAAGAAGAAAUAGACUUCAGGAUAAGACAUUUGAGAUGCUAUUUUGA
Messenger RNA from Melanaphis sacchari, 519 nucleotides. RefSeq lists its product as uncharacterized. Gene Ontology annotation, molecular function: protein dimerization activity. The record is from RefSeq and is a predicted model, not a curated record. NCBI's taxonomy places the organism in Eukaryota, Metazoa, Arthropoda, Insecta, Hemiptera, Aphididae. The coding region runs from base 157 to 519 and encodes 120 amino acids. The transcript has a single exon.